Megalops cyprinoides (Indo-Pacific tarpon) is the source of this 907-nucleotide messenger RNA. It is a transcript of the gene grxcr1a, whose product is annotated as glutaredoxin and cysteine rich domain containing 1 a. Gene Ontology annotation, biological process: sensory perception of sound. The record is from RefSeq and is a predicted model, not a curated record. NCBI's taxonomy places the organism in Eukaryota, Metazoa, Chordata, Actinopteri, Elopiformes, Megalopidae. Bases 1 to 888 code for a protein of 295 amino acids. The transcript has 4 exons.
AUGGAGGGGGAAACGUUUCAACCGGAGGGCGAGAAGCCGCAGAAGAGAGUUAGGUUUCGGGUGUCGUCGGCGAACAGCGGCCGGGUCCUGAAGGAGAUGUUCAAAGAUGAGGGCAUGUCGGACUCCUUGGAUUCCGACACCACCAGCGGUUCAGACGCGGAGAGGGCCAGCACUCCGUCGAGCAGCGAGACCAGCGGUCACUUCAGCGGAUUUCUGGGCUCGGAGCUGGACGACAGUGAAAGCGAGCCCGAUGACCUCCUUAUGUACGUGGGAGCCCCGAAGGACCGGGCAUUCGGCACUAAGCGCGUCAACAUCCUCAGCAAAAACGGGACAGUGAGAGGGGUCAAGAACAAGGUCAGCGCCGGUCAAGCGCUGUUCAGCAACCUCGCCAACGUCUAUGGGCCAGAGUUGACGCUGGAGUACGGGCGCAUUGUGAUCUAUACCACCAGCUUCCGGGUGGUCAGGACCACCUUCGAGCGCUGCGAGCUGGUUCGCAAGAUCUUCCAGAACCACCGGGUCAAGUUCCUGGAGAAGAACAUUGCCCUGAACAGCGAGUAUGGGAAGGAGCUGGAGGACCGUUGCCAGCGAGUGGGGGAGCCUCCCUCUCUCCCCGUGGUCUUCAUCGAUGGACACUACCUUGGGGGUGCAGAGAAAAUACUGGACAUGAACGAAUCGGGAGAGCUUCAGGAUCUCCUCACUAAAAUUGAGAGGGUGCAGCACCCCCACGCAUGCCCCACCUGCGGGGGCUUCGCUUUCAUCCCCUGUCCUGUGUGCCAUGGCAGCAAGAUGUCCGUCUUCCGCAACUGCUUCACGGACACCUUCAAAGCCCUGCGGUGCACCGCCUGCAACGAGAACGGCCUGCAGCCCUGCCGUAGCUGCGCGCUGUAGAGCCGCAGUGCCUCGCCAC